This is a messenger RNA of Prorocentrum cordatum, 333 nucleotides long. NCBI's taxonomy places the organism in Eukaryota, Dinophyceae, Prorocentrales, Prorocentraceae. The record is from the annotation of a GenBank genome assembly.
AUGGUGCCUGGUCGCGCCGAAAAUCAAGUUGCAUGUCACUGCUUUCAGCUGCGCCCGAGGAGCAGUGUGUCUUUCGGGAGGGGCGUCUUCCCGCCGACUCUGCAGCUCGCCCCUUGUCUGUUGGCAAUGGGCCACCCUUCGUGGGCGGAGGGCCCGACGCCGUCGGCGCUGGCCGUUUUUUUUUUGUUCAAGAGCGAUCUUGCAUAUACGCCCCGGCGCCCAGCUGCCUCCUCCCCAUCCCUUCGUCCCACUUACACCUCUUGGUCUGCGGGACCUUUUCCUCCAACCCUCCCAUCCACAGAUCUGUUCUGCCUUGUCCAGUUCAGUAGCUGA